AUGAUAAUUUUUAAUGGAAACAAAUAUGCGUGUGCGUCAUGCAUCAGGGGACAUCGCUCUUCAACGUGUAGGCAUUCCCACCGAAUGUUAAUCAAGGUGAGAACUAGAGGAAGGCCUUCUCCCAUGGCUAUUAGGGACGCUAUUUUAGUAGACUCAACUUCUCAAAGUACGGAAUAUGAAAAUAGUGCGCAGAUUGAAGGUAGCUGCUGCAGUGGAAUGAAUCAGCAGCCAAUAUUGUUUGUGCGUGCCUCUGCCGUUAGAAAAGCAAGGAUGAUAAACGGUAAACUGCAUAUAUUAAUGGAGGAAGGCUGUACUGCUCACGAACCUAAAGAUAUUAGUACUUUUACUGAUGAUGGUAACAAAUAUAUAACCGAAAUGGAAUUUCUUAGGAAGCACUCCCCAAAUGCGCCAGCAACAGGAACGAUAUCUCCAGAAUCUACCAAGUCAUCUUCUUCAAAUGAAAAUAAAGAGAGUACUCAGGUGCAGCAAGAGCCGGUACGACAUUUUUCAACUUGCUGCAAGAAAAAUAAGCUCCAUAAUCAGGCUUCUAAUAACAAGAUGGACAAGGAACCGUCCGGUGAUAUAUUUACACCAUAUGGACCUUUAGAAUCAGCUUCCACUUUCGACGACAUAUUACAAGACGACUAUGAUAAUUCUGUUCCUAGCGUGCAUGAUAGUUCGGGAACGCUCACCCCACAAAGUGCAACAGCAGCAGCAGUACCUCAACCAAGUGACAUUGCUUCCAAAGUGGAAGUUCUGACUCAUAAGGGCAUUUUCUUGAGCACGCAAUGCUCUUGUGAAGAUGAACACUGUCCAUGUGUUAACUGUCUAAUCCAUAGAAGUGAAGAAGAACUGAAUUCUUAUAUUGAACAAAGUGGUGUUCCAUUGACCAACAUAGGCGAGGCUCAAAUUACCGACAAGAUGAUGGAUUACUUGGAUGACUGCAAAUGUUCUAACAAGGAAUGCGUGUGUCCUCCAGAUAAUUGUACUUGUGACGGUUGUUUUUCUCAUUCUACAAACAUCAUUUCAUUUGAGAAAUUUUUCUUUUAUGGCAUUUUGAAUACAAGGCUAACAAGAAAAACUCAAAUAAAAUUCAAGGGUAAACUUGUACCAUCAAAAUAUUGGUGGGAUUUUCUAAAGUUGCAAGUACCGUUAAUGACAGAUGCCCAGUUGGAAUUACUUGAUAUUCAUGCGUGGUUUCAAAAAUUGGUCUCUAGUUAUGCACCACAUCUAAGCGAUGCCAACACACUAUAG
Molecule: messenger RNA, 1254 nt
Organism: Saccharomyces mikatae IFO 1815
Lineage: Eukaryota; Fungi; Ascomycota; Saccharomycetes; Saccharomycetales; Saccharomycetaceae
Gene: MAC1
Product: Mac1p
Exons: 1
Coding region: 1-1254 (417 amino acids)
Biological process (GO): intracellular copper ion homeostasis; intracellular iron ion homeostasis; positive regulation of transcription by RNA polymerase II
Cellular component (GO): nucleus
Molecular function (GO): copper ion binding; DNA-binding transcription factor activity, RNA polymerase II-specific; RNA polymerase II cis-regulatory region sequence-specific DNA binding
Source: RefSeq, a predicted model, not a curated record